Molecule: messenger RNA, 819 nt
Organism: Seminavis robusta
Lineage: Eukaryota; Bacillariophyta; Bacillariophyceae; Naviculales; Naviculaceae
Source: the annotation of a GenBank genome assembly
AUGGAAGAGGAAGCAGGCAUCUCUGUACUCUAUAGGCAGGAGGUCCUGGGAAAGGAUGUUUGGAUCAAGUUUGUAGACGAAACUGGUACGCAACAGUUCUACAAGGGAGUGAUCAGCAAGUGCCUCUCGUAUUUUCCCAACCAUGAUACCAGCAAACCCUUGGAAUAUCUGCACUAUGUCCACUUUGGAGACAGCGAUGACGACUACUACGAUCUUACCGAUAAAGAGGACACGGGAUAUCUCAGGUGGACCGAGGAGGAACCUGCUGCUACUACCACGCAGCCCAGGGUGGUCACACCGGAAAAGGCAAAACGGCCAGCUCCCGCCGAAGCCACUGAUAACAAUGAUACUGCUGCUACUACCGGUACUACCAAUAGCAAUAAGCCCAACAAGAAAAUCAAAGUCAAGUUGGAGUUUGGAACGACAAUCUCCAAUAUUGACGAUCCAGACAACAAUAUCAUCAAUCAGAAAGAAUUGGAAAACUGGCUCCGGAACAUCCACAAAAGCAGGGGGAAUCCCAUUUCGGAGAGCAAUGUCAAGAGAGUCAUGCAACGAGCCUGUGAUUUGGUCAAUGGAGAUGGCAUUGGGUACAAAAAUUGGCCCCAGACUGUGCGAAUCGCGGCGGGGACAAAGGUAGAUCUCAAUACCAACUUUGAUGCCUUGAUGGAGGAAGGGAAGCAGUACGAGCGAGACUAUCAUGAACGGGAUAAAAGCAAUGGUUGGUUGUUCGCUCAUCCCAUCAAGAAAAUGACACUCUACAGGGACUACGUCCAAGUUAAGCGACGUGAAAAAACCAAUCCUACGGUACUGGAUGGAUGA